Centruroides sculpturatus (bark scorpion) is the source of this 945-nucleotide messenger RNA. RefSeq names its product MAD2L1-binding protein-like. Gene Ontology annotation, biological process: regulation of exit from mitosis. Gene Ontology annotation, cellular component: nucleus. Bases 27 to 839 code for a protein of 270 amino acids. The transcript has 2 exons. The record is from RefSeq and is a predicted model, not a curated record. NCBI's taxonomy places the organism in Eukaryota, Metazoa, Arthropoda, Arachnida, Scorpiones, Buthidae.
CUUAAACUAAUUUUCAAACGAAGAAAAUGGCGUGUUCUAGAGAUAGUGACCGUAUCGGGAUUUGUUUCGACGGAUGGGUGCUUAAUAAAACUUAUGCCAGUUUAAUGGUAGAAAUGUUAAAACAUAUACUUUAUGCCAGAGGACAGAUUCCCUGCCUCUUCGAUCAAGCGAAAAGAUUAUUCGUUUCUAGUUCCGAGCUUGUUCCAAAGACACUUUUACAAAGAAAACAGAAAUCAAUCCAUUCUAGUUUGUCUUUGUUUGAUUCCCUGUUUCAAAACUUGACAACGAGUAUUACAGAUCUAGAAGUGAACCAAGUUGUGUUUUCGCUGGGUCCUACCCUUGUCAGUCCCAAAGAAGUGUAUGUGGUAGACCUGCCACCAUCGCUGAAGUGUGGAGAAUGCAAAGGAAAAUCACUAAAUCAGUUGGUUUGUGUCAGAUACUUUUUCAGAAACUUGAUGUCUUCGGGCAUCUUGAAUCGACCCGAUUCUCCUUCGUUGACCAACAUGACUGUAAUGAUCGAGAUACCGAGAAAUAGUAAUUUGAAAAAUUUCAUGAAAAUGAGGAAUUAUAAAAUACCUAACAGAGGAAAAAAACUAACGAUAUGUGUGCAUCAUAAGAACUGCGACCAUCUACCAUUUGUUCCAUUCUGCGAUAGUGACAGUUGUGAUUCAGACACAUCAAAUCAUUUCAUGAGUCUGGCAAGAGACAUGGAAAGGGUAACUAUUAAUUCCAAUCCAAAUGAACAGUUGGAUCAGUACUGUUGGAUUCAAAUACUCCCCACAAUAAAGGGUUUCAAAGACUUAGUUACAACACAAAAUUCUAUGGAUAAUUGGAUUUGAACUAUUGAAGAUUUUAUUCUAGAAUUAAAAUAUAUUUUUCUUUAUGUAAAUUACUAUAAAAAUUAAUGUAAUUUUGAUGGGAAUAGUAAAAAGAAAAAAUACAUAU